AUGGGUAGUGAUGCUAUUUACAACCAACCUGUGGUGCUCGAUAACGGAUCCUCUGUGAUCAAGUCAGGAUUCAGUGGCCAGAAUAAACCUCAAUGCUUUGAAUACAACUUAAUUGGAACACCCAAAUAUGAAAAAGUCAUGCUAACUAAUGCAAUUAGUAAUAACGAUUUGACCUAUAUUGGAAACAGGGCACAGAAGUCUAGGGGAUUGCUACGACUUCGACAUCCGAUGAACCGUGGAAUAGUUGAAAAUUGGGACGAUAUGGAAACGUUAUGGUCACAUACAUUCAACGAUAUUUUGAAAAUAAAUGAUUUUGACGAACAUCCUCUAUUAAUUACAGAGGCACCGUUGAAUCCGGAAAAGAAUAGGGAUAAGAUGUGUGAGGUAUUCUUCGAGAAGUUCGAUUUUGCUGCUGUAUACAUAGCCAAUCCUUCUACUCUCUCCCUAUAUGCAAGCGGUAGGACAACAGGAUGUGUUCUAGAUUGUGGGGAUGGGUAUUGCAGUUCAGUUCCUAUUUAUGAAGGAUUUGCCUUGCCAUCGUCGAUAAGAAGAAUUGAUGUUGGAGGCAGAGACGUUACUGAACAAUUGCAAUUCCAAAUACGGAAAUAUACCGGUAUAUCGUUGUAUUCCAGUAGUGAACAUGAAAUUGUGAAAAAUGUAAAAGAAAAGGCAUGCUAUGUGUCUACAGAUUUUGCUCACGAUGAAGAUAUGUCGAAUUUAAAUCCCGAGAAAAUACGUUGUCAAUUUAAACUACCAGAUGGUAAAGAUUUAAUUCUGGAUAAAGCAAGAUUUAGAGCACCAGAAAUCCUUUUCCGCCCACAAAUAAUGGGUUUAGAAUAUGACAGUGUUUCUGACAUGUGCUUUGAAAGCAUAUCUAAAGUGGAUCUAGAGUUAAGACCAAAGUUAUUUUCCUCCAUAAUAUUGAAUGGCGGUUCCACAAUGUUUCGUGGGUUUGGAGAUCGAUUAUUAAAGGAGUUACAAAUACGAACGGGUAAUAAGAAUUUAAUAAAGAUUAUAGCUCCACCCGAACGAAAAUAUACAUCGUGGAUAGGUGGGUCAAUACUGACAGGGUUGUCUACUUUUAAACAACUCUGGAUGACCAAGGCAGAAUGGCAGGAGGAUAAUAACCUCCGCUAUCGAUUUUGA
This is a messenger RNA of Naumovozyma castellii, 1146 nucleotides long. It is a transcript of the gene ARP1, whose product is annotated as actin-related protein 1. Lineage: Eukaryota; Fungi; Ascomycota; Saccharomycetes; Saccharomycetales; Saccharomycetaceae. The record is from RefSeq and is a predicted model, not a curated record. Bases 1 to 1146 code for a protein of 381 amino acids. The transcript has a single exon.